AUGGAUGAUGAUGAUGAUGACAUUCCCCAGCUUUCAUCCCAUGCGUUGGCUGCCCUCCAGGAGUUCUAUCUGGAACAGCAGCAGAGAGAGGGCAUGAAGACCUCCCAAGGGUUUAAUCAAUAUUCUGUUGGCUCAAUAGAAGAAGACUGGCAACUGAGCCAGUUUUGGUACAAUGAUGAAACUGCAUCGUGCCUGGCUAAUGAAGCGGUUGUGGCAGCUGGAAAAGGUGGCAGGAUAGCAUGUGUUAGUGUACCAAGUGUGUACCAGAAACUGAAAGAACAGGAUGGUAAAGAUUUUUCAGUGUGUAUACUGGAAUACGACAGAAGGUUUUCUGUAUAUGGAGAAGAAUUUAUCUUCUAUGAUUACAACCACCCUUUGAACUUACCUGAAAAUCUCCUUCCACACAGUUUUGACAUUGUAAUAGCAGAUCCACCCUAUCUGUCUGAGGAAUGUCUUCAAAAAACUGCCGAGACCAUCAAAUACUUAACAAAAGGAAAGAUUCUGCUUUGCACAGGUGCAAUCAUGGAGGAACAGGCAGCAAAGCAUCUUGGUGUAAAGAUAUGCAAGUUUAUUCCAAAACACUCACGAAAUUUAGCCAAUGAAUUUCGAUGUUACGUGAACUAUGCUUCUGGACUGCACUGAUUCUCAUAAGAUCUACAACUUUUUCAGCCAAGCUCCUUCUGGUUUUUUAUCAGUGACUCCACAUUUCUCAAUGCUGAAAUAUUCAGCUGCAAGUAAUGUUUUCAGGGCUAGCUUUAAUCAACACGGUGUGAUAACCUCUCUCUUUUAAAUGUGUAGACAUUUGCAGUUACUGUCUUUUGUAUCUUACCUAUUAGGUAAAUGGGGACCAAACAAUGCAGGUGCUGGAUAAUGGGAACUUCUCUGUUAGAGUU
Balearica regulorum gibbericeps (East African grey crowned-crane) is the source of this 893-nucleotide messenger RNA. The record is from RefSeq and is a predicted model, not a curated record. NCBI's taxonomy places the organism in Eukaryota, Metazoa, Chordata, Aves, Gruiformes, Gruidae.